Messenger RNA from Fusarium subglutinans, 7125 nucleotides. Its product is annotated as insecticidal toxin complex. The record is from RefSeq and is a predicted model, not a curated record. Gene Ontology annotation, cellular component: cytoplasm. The coding region runs from base 1 to 7125 and encodes 2374 amino acids. The transcript has a single exon. NCBI's taxonomy places the organism in Eukaryota, Fungi, Ascomycota, Sordariomycetes, Hypocreales, Nectriaceae.
AUGAAUCGCAAUCCCAGAUAUGAACCAAGCGAUGCCGUGGCACCAAGCGCCGGUGGCUCAACAGACGGCCGGUCCUCAUCUUCUCAAACUGCACCACCAGGCAUAGUGUCGAAAGGGAAAAGUAAGCAAACCGCACCGUCGGGCCAGAGACUUCCGGCGGUCAUUUCAUCCCCGGGCCUUCAGAAAGGCAUUGCGGGGGGCAGCCAUCGCCCAAUCGACCAAACUUUCAAGAUGAACCCAGUGAAUGGUACAAUGUCCUUGGCCAUACCAAUUCCAGUAACUGAGGGACGUGGCGGAUUUGGCCCGAAGCUGGAAUUGUCGUAUAAUUCGGGCUCGGGAAAUGGCUGCUUCGGAAUCGGCUGGCAACUGAACUUGAGUUGCAUUACGCGCAUGACUUCCAAACGUACUCCUAUGUACGAUGGGACCGACACCUUCCUGCUGAGCGGCGAGGAUGAGUUGGUCUGUAUGGGUGAUCCUGAACGUGUUGGCGAUGAUUUCUCUGUUCAGUCCUAUCAACCUCGAGUCAUGGGAGAUCCUCUGAAAAUCGAACAAUGGAGCCGACUGAGCGAUCCCUGCGAUGUUCAUUGGAGGACGAUUUCAGGCUCUAAUGUCACUUGCAUUUAUGGCCAGUCAAGCCAAACGCGAAUCUCAUGUGAGGAUCAGUCUGGCCGCACCUAUAUCUUUUCUUGGCUGCUGUGCAGUUCCUACGACUCCUUUGGGAAUUUAAUCACCUAUGAAUACAAGGAGGAAGACACGCAGGGCCUUGACACUUUGUCGCCUGAAGCGCGAUUUCAGGAACAGGACCGAGCGAUAGAAACAUUUGGGCGUGCGAAGUACUUGAAAGCGAUCAAAUACGGCAAUACACUUCCUAAUCGAGAUAUGGAUACUUGGAAGGCAUUUCAAUAUGAUGGACAGUAUCACUUCCAGAUAGUUCUGGACUACGGAGAUCAUGAUAUCAACAACCCGGAUGUUCAGGAAGACUCACCCUGGUUGGUCAGACAAGACCGAUUCUCAACAUCUUCAGCCGGGUUUGAAGUUCGCUGGCUACGGUUGUGUCGCCGCAUUCUCAUGUUCCAUUACUUCCCGAAGGAGUUUUCAGAGAAGCAUCGCCUUGUGCGUUCUGUCUCGAUGCAGUACCAAGAGUCAUCCGUGGCCUCCUUCUUAUGUUCACUGACAGAACGGGGACAUUUGUUCAAUGAUGAAACGAAGGAGAUGGAACAUCAAGCGCUACCACCUUAUACUUUCCAGUAUAAUAUGCCGAUCGAUGUGUCCAGCGCCAAGGUUGAACACAUGAAUACCGAGAACUUGCCAGAUUUACCCAGUGCAGAUGGGAAUGAGUGGCAAUGGGUGGACUUGCUAGGGGAGGGGGCGCCUGGUCUACUUGAACAACGUCCCGACGGCUCAUGGAACUUCCGUAAGAAUUACAAUAUCACAAAGGAUUCAUCUACCCCGAAGUUCGAUUCAUCCAUGACCAUACCUGCCCGACCGAACCGAAACUUGGGCAAGUCCGCUUACUUUGAGGACUUGAAUCAAGACGGAAAGCUGGAACUAGUCUGUUUAGACGAAGUAAACAGGCUGGAAGGCUUCUACUACCAGUAUGAUGAGAAAUGGGUUGGCUACACCACCUUCUCUUCGAUCCCAAAUCGGGAUACCACGGCGGUGUUCUUCAAGCAGCUUGAUCUUACUGGAGAUGGGCUUGCGGAUCUUGUGGCCGUUGAUCCCGUGAACAGGGAGAUUAUGUGGCAAGAAAACCGAGGCACAGCUGGAUUUUCUCCAUUGAGGCGAUCUGUCAACAGAACGGGUGUUCCACAGCUGAUGUCUGAUUACCCUACUGUACAGGUCACUUUUGCUGAUAUGACUGGUGACGGUCGGUCAGAUAUCGUACAAAUCUCUUCUGGCUCUGUCAUAUAUUGGCAGAAUCUAUCACAUGGGCAGUUCAGCGAACCGAUCCGCAUGUACAAUGCCCCGAAGCUGGAAAGUGAUACAUCCAUUGCCGAAAGAAUACGCCUUAUUGAUAUCAACGGUUCGGGUACCAACGACCUGAUCUACAUGCCUGCCAGUGGCGGUCUGCACAUUUAUUUCAACCAAGCAGGAAACGGCUGGAGUGAUCCAAAGAUUCUGGAGUCAUUUCCGCCGGUCAACCAACUGAGUAGCAUCUCUACUGUGGACCUUUUUGGUAAAGGAACAGCAUGUUUAUGUUGGACCGGCAAAGUACCAGGGUCCAGUUCAGCGCAGACUCUCUACUAUAUCGAUCUUGCCCCUGGACCAAAGCCCAACUGUCUAGCUUCAUACCAAAACGGGAGAGGAUCUCGAGUAGAGGUCUCGUAUCGGUCUUCCAACUGGUAUUACCUCCAGGAUGAGCGAGCUGGAGCCUCUUGGUCUACGAAAAUAGGGUUCCCCAUUCAAUGUGUGAGCCAAGUCAGGAUCCUAGAUGAUACGACUGGACUUCUGAAUACCAAGAGUUUCACUUAUCAUGAUGGCUACUACGAUGCUCCUGAUAGGGAAUUUAGAGGCUUUGGAAUGGUCGAACAACGCGAAUCUGUCGUUUUCAACAUCAGUACCUCCUCGGAAGUCCGCCAACCUGCCACCCUUACCAAAACCUGGUUCCAUACAGGAGCAAUGAGACCAACUAUAUGCCACCUAGAGCGAGCAUCUUGUGCGGGUCUAUUCGGUCCUUACUGGUCCGUCGAUUCAGCCAAGCUUGAAGAUCGGCAGGACACCUGCCGGGCUCUCAAAGGAUCUCAACUGCGCGAGGAAAUCCUUGGAGACGAUGGGACUGGACUUACACAAGAUGUCUACCAAGUCACGGAUACUGCUCACCAGGUGUUCCAGCUCUCGCCUAAAAAAGGCCCACUGAAGCCGGGCACAUAUCGUUGCGUUCCACGUGAAAUACUCAAGACUCAAAAUGAUCGGUCGCCAAAAUCACUGCCACGCUACCACCAUGAACUCGUCCUGGAGACUAAUAGCUUCAAUGAUAGACUGAAAUCAAUGGAGAUCUUCUAUGGGCGCUCAAACGGAAAGAUCAUGGAUUCUUCCCAGAAGGAAACUGUCUUGACUUACACAGAGAACGAAUAUUGCUUGCCUAUCCUCGACAAUGGUAAUGAGAUCUUUGUAAAGUCAAUGCCGUCAGUCACUCGCAAGUAUCGCAUUGUUGGCCUAGACUGCUCAAGCGACAACAUACAGUCGGCCUUCACCAGGUUUACCCAUGGUAGCUUCCAGACUUUGCGGAGUAUUCCCGAAGUCCCAUACACAGAUCAGAUGCUACCUCCAUAUUCUUCAGAAGCCCGCGUAAAAGUCGAAGAGAGGCGGACAUUAUACCGCAAUCAGGACUUGUCUCAAGAAGGUCCCUUGCCUCUGGGUCAAUUUCAGGGCUACUCGGUGAUGCAUGGUAUACUUGACCUGGCUGGAGGAGACAGAUGGUUUCAAGACCUGCUCAAGGACUAUUUACCUAAGAGUUCAGACUUGGAUAGUUUUAUGACUACAUAUGGUUACAUCAAGACGACGGAGGAAGACGGUGCUGUACUAUGGUGGCGCCCUUCUUCGCGUACUCUCUUCGGCCCUGACGCAGAAAAUGAACUCACCACUGCCAGAAGCUGCUUUUACACACCGACGGUUACCCAAGAUGCCUUUGGCAAUCGGACUACAGUUCAGAUGGAUGACCACAACCUCCUCCCGAAACUUUCUACUGAUGCGGUGGGAAACGUAACCGAGGUGGAUAUGGAUUACAGAUGCAUGUCUCCGUUGUGUGUUGUUGAUCCAAACCGCAAUCGAACCGCCUAUAGCUACGACCUGUUGGGUCGAGUCGUGGCAACAGCCCGAUCCGGGAAAGAGAACGAAUUAGUUGGUGACAACCUAAGCACGGCUUCCAAGCUACCGUCGCAAGCUGAUAAAGUUGCCUUUUUUGCAUGUCCGACGCAAGAAGCUGCUUUCAAGCUGAUAGGUGGUGCCACUAGCUACCGGCUGUACUGCGACGCUCAAACCAAGCGUUCCAGCAACCUUUCAGAUGCCGGUCCAACUGCCUUAAUCGACCUGAGUCGAAGGUCCCAUAAUGAGGAUGGAACCAGUGCUAGUGAUAUUUCCAUAUCCAUCACCUACCUGGAUGGUAAUCUCGCUGAGCUGCAAACGACCGGCUUGACUGACGCAGGGGAAGAUGGAUAUAAGUGGAACAUUGGUGAAUGGAGUUUACGAAAUAGCAAAGGGGACCCGGUUCGCACGUUUCAGCCGUGCUAUGCCGAUUCACAUGGAUUCAUUCAUCCUUCUGAAUGUCAGUCGAAAGCAACCACUAUGAUCUACGAUCCUCUCAGCAGACUAGUUGGUACAUUGUAUCCUGACCACGCCUACUCGAAAGUCAGAUAUGAGACUUGGACAACUACAAACUACGACAGAGGGGAUACAGUCUUGAUGGACCUUUCUGAGGACAAUGAUCUCAGUAUCUAUGCCAGGGAUCUCGGAAAAGAGAAUUAUAGCCCCAGCUGGCACGCUGCCUCUUUGACCCAAGAGCUUUCACGUAGGGCUGCAGCAAAGGCUUCAGAGGUUUACUGUGAGACACCCGAUGAAACGUAUCUGGAUGCGCAAGAGCGCCCAGUUCUCAGGGUCAGAGACUGCAAAACAGCCAAGAUAGAGACGCGUAGUCUUUACAAUCUUGCAGGUCAUUUGGCUCAAACAAUAGAUGGUAGAGGUCGCCUUGCUGAAAGCGUUACCUCUGACUUGCUAGGCCAUGGCAUACUCUGUCGAGGCAUGGACACGGGCACGGUAUUCACCUUUCUCGACUGCAUGAAUCGCGCUGUGAUUCUGAUAGAUGGCCGUAGCUGGAAGCAACGGUCUGUCUACGAUGCUGCAGGCAGAAAGACCCAUCUCUGGCUCUCGCACCACGGUGGGACCGAGUUCUUGGCAGAGCUGACUCGCUAUGGGGAGGCUGUAGAGAAUGCUGAGUCUCUGAACUUGCGUGGAAAGGUAGCUGAGGUCCGGGAUCAGUCAGGUAUUCAGAAGAGUAAAGUCUUUGACUUCAAAGGAAAUUGUGUCGAGUCAACUACCCAGUUCACAACUGACUACAAAAGAUGGAUCGACUGGAGAGCUGAGAGCUACCCCGAGCUAGACCCCGAGGUUUAUACGGUUCGAAAGGCUUAUGAUGCCAUGGACAGGGUAGUUGAGUCAUAUGAUGUCGAAGGUGCAGUUACAAGGCAUAGUUAUAGCAUUUGUGGACAGCUCAAUCGGGUUUCAUACAGAAACAGAGGGCAGAAGGAUGACCUCUGGGAAGAUUACAUGAGUAACAUGAGGUACGUGGCUGACGGACAGCCGGAGCAGAUCCUGUACGGAAACGGUGUCUUGGCAACCUUUCAGUAUGACUCGGCGACCAGACUCAUGAUUCGCAAGAGACUCAUCCGCCAAAACGACAGGAGGGUCAUGGAAGACACACAAUAUUCACACGAUGUUAUGCACCGGGUGAUUCAGUCCGAUGAUGCUGCCCAGCCAGUCUCCUAUUUUAACAAUACUGUCAUUGAUGCAAGAUGCUCUUACACUUACGACACUAUUGGUCGUCUCUCAUCGGCCCAAGGUCGCGAAUAUGCUAAUACUAAUGGGCGAGGGAAGUCGUCUGUGGGCAUACCUAGUGACAGCACCCGCAUCUGCAGAUACACGGAAGAGUACCAGUAUGAUGACGCUGAUAACAUCACCCAAGUGAAACACCACGCAGGGCCGAAAGGACAGAUGUGGGUGCGGAAUUAUGCGUACGAGGAAGAAAGUUUGGUCAAGAAAGGCGAAUCGGGAAAUAGGCUCAGCUACACUUCGAAGAGUGGUCAAAUAGAGAAAUGGACCUACGGCGAUGAAACUAGCACGGGCUUUGCUGGUAGUAUCAUUUCCGGUGGCGGGAUGCAUUCCAUGUACUGGGAUCCUUUCAACCGUCUCAAGUCUUGCUCAAGGCAAUUCAAGAAGAGUGGUACACCAGAGACUACAUGGUAUGUGUACAACAGUGAAGGAAAGAGGCUACGAAAGGUGACGGAGCGAUCAUCUUCUGGUUCAGAGGAUCCCAGAAAGCUCAAAGAAACAUUAUUCUUUUCCACUCUGCACAUAUAUAAGUGCAAGACUGGGGAUGAAUCUGGCUACAGCAAGGAUAAACGGUACCAUCUGAUCAAUACUGCUGAACAGAAACUCGUGGCCAUUGCCGAAGAGGACAAAGCGUUAUCUUCGCAGUCUCCUCCUCUGGUCCGAUAUCACAUGUCUGACAAGCUAGAGUUGGAUCAGUCGGGACUUGUCAUAACUUACGAGGAGUAUUCACCGUUUGGUUCAAGUUCCUUUUCUCUCCGACGAUCAAAACAAGAGGCAUCCCGCAAGUACAGAUUUGCUGGUUACGAGAGAGAUAAAGAGACGGGGCUAUACUACUGCAACGCGCGGUACUAUGCUCCGUGGCUUGGGCGUUGGAUGUCACCAGAUCCUGUCGGAACCAGGGAUGGGCUGAACUUGUACUGCUACUGCAGCAAUGAUCCGGUAAACUACAUCGAUCCUACCGGAACGACGGGCCUAAUGAAGGCAAUGCAAAUAGCAGCAGUGCCACUAUUGAAGAACGUCAUGAGAAUGGACGAAAACACGAGAAUCAGGUCCAUGGUUCAGGCCUACCAGCAAUCCUGGCUAUCUCAGUCUUCCAAGCCGCCUCGAGAUUCAUCUCCAGCUCUCAAGGACGAUGUCAAAAUCGUGAAUGAGCAUGAGGAACUAAACAACUUAAAGGAAUACAACGCGAUAAUGGAACAUGAAGUACAGAAACCGCUGCCAGGCAUGUCCCUAGAACGGAUGAGGGAAUUAGAAACGUACACCAUGGAUCAGUACAUGACUGAGCUUGCCAAGGAAAGUCUGAUUGCGGUAUACCAGAAGGGCGUCGGAGCUGCUACUUGCACAAUCGCUACACAGAUCGCCCUACUAGCCAUCCCCUUGCCUGCGCGGGUUGCGCUUGCUUCGUUUACUGGCGGUGUCGUUGAUGAAGUUGCGGAAGUUGGAGCGGACAAGUUUCGUGAGUGGCAGGCGGGUCCGAAUGAAUUCGCGCAGAGGGACGCACAGAGACACGUAAAACUAAUUAGCAAGGUAUUGGGCGGCCCGCAAGGACUGGGACAGGAAUGGGGGAAGAAUGGGGUCUAA